CAUCCUAAAACUAACCCCUUCAUUCUUUGUGUGUAGAAAGAAGAGAAGGAGAGAAAUGGCAGACCAAAUGUUUGGUGGGUCAUUUGGCCCAUUCCUCAACAAGGUGAAGCCUUACUUGGCUAUGGUUUCCUUGCAGUUUGGUUACGCAGGGAUGUAUAUUGUUACAAUGAUGUGCUUCAAAAGGGGAAUGAGUCACUGGAUUCUUGUUGUCUAUCGCCAUGCAUUUGCCACCCUUGCUGUUGCACCCUUUGCCAUUGUUCUUGAAAGGAAAAUAAGGCCAAAGAUGACACUCAGGGUCUUUAUUAAAAUAUUGGCUCUUGGUUUUCUAGAGCCAGUUAUUGAUCAGAACUUGUACUAUGUGGGACUGAAGAGCACAACUGCAACCUAUGCAUCUGCCUUUGUCAAUCUUCUCCCUGCCGUCACCUUUAUUCUUGCAGUUAUUUUCAGAAUUGAGAAAGUAAACCUGAAGAAGAAAUCAAGUAUGGCAAAGGUGAUAGGAACAGCAAUAACAGUGGCGGGAGCAAUGGUGAUGACACUUUACAAAGGGCCAAUGUUCAACCUGGUCCCACACUCUCGCGGCGGCAGCCACACUGCAGCCGCCGCGGCAACCCCCGAGAACUGGGUCGCCGGAACCAUUGAGCUCAUCUCUUGCAUUGUUGGUUGGUCCGGUUUCUUUAUUGUUCAAUCGAUGACAUUGAAGGAGUACCCAGCAGAGCUAUCUCUGGCAGCAUGGGUAUGUGUGAUGGGCGUAGUGGAAGGAGGAAUUGUUGCUCUUAUAAUGGAACGUGAUUGGAAUGCAUGGAAAAUUGGCUUCGACUCUAGGCUCCUUGCUGCUGCUUAUUCUGGAAUCGUUUGCUCGGGAAUUGCAUAUUAUGUGCAAAGUAUAGUUAAUAAAGUUAAAGGCCCGGUGUUCGUGACAGCCUUUAGCCCUUUGAGUAUGGUCAUCACUUCUGUUCUUGCUGCUAUUAUCUUGGCUGAGUCAGUCCACCUUGGAAGCUGCAUUGGAGCAAUUAUCAUAGUCAUGGGACUUUACUCUGUGGUGUGGGGAAAGAGUAAGGAGGGGAAAGGAAAUGAGACAGGAAAAGACCAAGAAUUACCAGUUGUGGACAUCAAAGAAAGGUCAACCAUAGUUGACGAUAUUAGUGAUGAUGUUACGACUGUGAAAUCAAAGGUUCCAGCUGAGAAGAAGGCUUCAAUCUUGCAAGAGCUGUAGCGUCCAAAAAUGAAGCUGUCUUUGCAAUGUUAAUUUUUGACUUGUUGCAAUGUUUAAAUUUCUAAGUGUUGCUUUGAAUCAAUGCACUAAUGUUGUCAAUUGUUCUUCAUGAAAAAAAUGUGUAAUCUACUUUUUGUGUAAAAGUCAAGGAGUGGUCUCUCCAUUUGGGAAUGAAAAAUGAAAAUGUUCUAAUUCACCCUUAAAAUUAAAUGGGUAGUAAAAGCUUCGCGUUCAGCUUUUUA
Molecule: messenger RNA, 1455 nt
Organism: Nicotiana attenuata
Lineage: Eukaryota; Viridiplantae; Streptophyta; Magnoliopsida; Solanales; Solanaceae
Product: WAT1-related protein At4g08300-like
Exons: 7
Coding region: 56-1213 (385 amino acids)
Cellular component (GO): plasma membrane
Molecular function (GO): transmembrane transporter activity
Source: RefSeq, a predicted model, not a curated record